Necator americanus (New World hookworm) is the source of this 459-nucleotide messenger RNA. RefSeq lists its product as uncharacterized. The record is from RefSeq and is a predicted model, not a curated record. Lineage: Eukaryota; Metazoa; Nematoda; Chromadorea; Rhabditida; Ancylostomatidae. The transcript has 3 exons. Bases 1 to 459 code for a protein of 152 amino acids.
AUGCUGAAACGUGAAGGAGGAUUAGCAGUGAAUGGCACGUUUUUACCGCAUAUCAGAAGAUAUUCACAACUAAAACGUAUUCUAAGGUUUAUUCAGAUGUACCAAGAUAUUGUCAGCCUUUCUCCUGAAGAGGCUUACAAGCGUCUUAGAGAAGGUAAUUCCGGACCGAAGCCUUCAGCUGAGUGGCUGGCAAAGAAGAAAGCGUUGAGAAAAGCGUGGCUCACUUUUCAGCCUGAGACUACGACGACAACAGCUACACCGACUGACCACUCCUCCAUAUUUAUCUUCGCUGUACUCGGAAUUUUUGCUUUGGCCACGAUCAUCGCGCUACUGGCUUGGGUCGUAAAACGAAGCGCUGUGAAACGGCAAAGGAACCGGGAACGCGAACUUCUGGAACACCAAGAGCUACUCCAGAAAGCUCUCCGCUCGAGGACUUUGCUGCUCGAAAUAGAAGAUUAA